Molecule: messenger RNA, 2675 nt
Organism: Nannospalax galili (Upper Galilee mountains blind mole rat)
Lineage: Eukaryota; Metazoa; Chordata; Mammalia; Rodentia; Spalacidae
Gene: Ca13
Product: carbonic anhydrase 13
Exons: 7
Coding region: 118-906 (262 amino acids)
Cellular component (GO): cytoplasm
Molecular function (GO): carbonate dehydratase activity; zinc ion binding
Source: RefSeq, a predicted model, not a curated record
CGCUCUGUUCCGGACUCGGGAUUCAGGUUCUUGGGGUUCCGCCUUCCGCCGGCUUGGCCAACCCGGCUCAGGGCUCCAGAGCCUGGCCAUUCACUCCGCAACCAUCCACCUAGGACUAUGGCGCGGCUGAGCUGGGGAUACGGCGAGCACAACGGUCCUACUCACUGGAAUGAAUUUUUCCCAAUUGCUGAUGGUGAUCAGCAGUCUCCAAUAGAGAUUAAAACCAAAGAGGUGAAAUACGACUCUUCACUCCGACCUCUUAGUAUCAAGUAUGACCCCACAUCAGCUAAAAUAAUCAGCAAUAGUGGCCAUUCCUUCAACGUUGACUUUGAUGACACAGAAGACAAAUCAGUUCUGCGUGGAGGUCCUCUCACUGGAAGCUACAGGUUGCGGCAAUUCCACCUGCACUGGGGAUCAGCUGAUGACCAUGGCUCUGAGCACAUGGUAGAUGGAGUGAGGUACGCCGCAGAGCUCCACGUUGUCCAUUGGAAUUCAGACAAAUACCCUAGCUUUGUUGAGGCGGCUCAUGAGCCAGAUGGACUUGCCGUCCUGGGAGUAUUUUUACAGAUUGGGGAACACAAUCCCCAGUUGCAAAAGAUCACUGACAUUUUGGACUCCAUUAAAGAAAAGGGUAAACAAACUCGAUUCACAAAUUUUGACCCAUUAUCUCUGCUUCCUCCCUCCUGGGACUACUGGACAUACCCUGGUUCUCUGACAGUUCCACCUCUUCUUGAGAGUGUCACAUGGAUUGUUUUAAAACAACCUAUAAAUAUCAGCUCUCAACAGCUGGCCAGAUUCCGCAGCCUCCUGUGCACAGCAGAGGGCGAGGCAGCAGCUUCUCUGUUGAGCAAUCAUCGUCCUCCACAGCCCUUGAAGGGCCGCAGAGUGAGAGCCUCUUUUUAUUAACAGUUGUCACCAAUGAGUCACCCCAAACAGUACUGGGGAGGCAGCAAACAAAACAAAACUCAGAAUUCCCUAUUGAUGAAUCUUUUCUAGACUUCUGGUGUAUGGGUCCCACUUUCCUAGCAGCUUUAGCACCACAGAGAAAACCAGAUCUCCAGUGAACUAGCACAUCACUCCUAGAUUUGCAUCAAUGGAUGUUCAAGUAAUAAGCAUCAUUGGGUGUGUCUUAAACCCAUGGAAUACAAGUGCUUCAGACUGCAUGACUAUAUGGCCAGCCUUACAAACCUCAGAAUGUAUUAAAAAUUCUAUGUGACCAUAAGCUGACCCCAUCACACUUCUCAAUAGUGUUUGAUAAAGAAUUUAAGUUCGUUUCCAAAAUGGUAGAAUUCUUAAACAGGUAGUUCUUACUGUUGUGAUAUUUUUUCAGGUUAACCAAAAGUAUGUGUGUUUCCCUUUAAAACAUUUUUUUCCUGUGAUUCUCAUCAUGUGGUACUGUAAUAUAGGGUAUGAUGUGAGAAACACGGGGACUGGCAUAUAUAAUAUCUUUCUCUGAUCACAGCACCCUACAGUUUUAAUGAGGAUUCUUCUGCAGGAUAUAUAUUUGAUGCAUAAUUCUGUAUCGCAUUUCACUUAGGAACGCUAAUGAUCAUUGGACUGGCAUAUUGUGUGGCAGUGUUUGUCACCUCAUGGUAUUAACAUGAUUGGAGACCACAGGCUACACAGUACUAUUGACGCAAAGCUGGUGAACAGGUUUCUGCGUUUGUCCUGUGUUUUAGCAGAUCAGGAAACUAUUCUGUGUGCAUCCUUUUUCUGUCAUGAGUGAAAAAUGAAGUCUCCUGUAAAUGCCAUAGGCUGUUCAGUGUGUUUUCCUAGAAAAGCUCAUUUCCCCUUCAUAUACAUUCUUUAGACUCUUCUGGGAGUUUUGUAAGAUGGCCUUUGAGGUUAAUUAUAAUGCAUUCUCUCUGGAGGGUUUUUGUUUGAUUUUGGGGAAAGAAGAUAGGGUGUGUGGGUUUUUUUUUUUGUUGUUGUUGUUGUUGUUGUUUUUUGCCUUUCCAUUGUGGAUUGACAAUAAUCCUUAAGCUAAUAACCACACUGAAGACUUUAAUAUUUGCUUCACUCUUACUAUUUUCUGAGAGAAUUGUCCCUGAGUUUAUUUCAGUGAUUUGUGUUAGACCCCUCUCAUCUUCUAAAUGUAAAUCGUGUUUUGGUCUUUUUGAAACAGGGUCUCCCUGUAGCCCCAGCUAGCCUAGAACUCACUAUGUAGACCAGGCUGGCCUUGAACUCACAGAGAUCUUCUUGCCUCUGCCUCCCAAGUGCUGGGACUACAGGUGUGCGCCACCAUGCCUGGCUCUAAAUGUAAAUUUUCAUCAUUGAAAAUAUUCUGUGUAUACUCUUUAGUAGAAUAACUUCAUUUCAGCAGACUGUGUAAUGAUGUCUACUGUCACGAAAGAGGAGUUCUAAAGCAUGGAGCUGACACCUCAGUCCUCACUGUGACCAACUUGAGGCCUUGAGGAAGACAGAUGUACCAUAAAUAGUUAACGAACUGAAUAUUAAAAACAUUUCAAUUGCUAACUUUGGUAAUUGUCACUGUGCUUGAGAUCAAAUACACUCAAGUUGAUUUAACAGAUAAAAUAUGCUAUCUCUGGAAAGUUUCUAUUCUUAGAGGAUUAUUUAUUGACUGUAAUUUUUAUAUCCAGAAGUUCUAAUGAUUUUUUAAAUGUCAGUGCUUGGCUGGAGAGAUGGCUCAGCAGUUAAGAGCAAUGGCUGCUCUU